CUAAAAAAUAAGCUGCGGAACAAAAGGUGAUGAACCUGAGGAAAAGACGGAACAAUUAAUCAAACACACAGGUUAAAAUUUUCCCAUCAAAACGAUGGAAAGUCACGAAUUUAUAAAAGAUUUCAGUCUUCGCGACMCUGUCAAGGAGAAAAGUGGAGAUGACCAGCAGCUGUUGAAGGUUAAAAAAGAAGAAGAGGUUCCUCGUCUGUGCAGCUCCAGCCUGGAUCAGCAGAACCCAGAACUCCUCCACAUAAAGGAGGAAGAAGAGGAACUUCCUGUGAAGAGUGGAGAUGAUGAGAAACCUCAGUUAUUCCAGCUUCAUCAGAUCAAAACUGAAGACUGCAGAGAGACAGAAACUCCAACCAGCAGCUCAGCUGAGCUCAUGAAGACAGAAACUGAUGGAGAGGACUGUGAAGGACCAGAACCAGACAAGAACCAGAGUCCAAAUACUAACUUACAGCCAAACACUGAUGAGAGGGCUUCAGACUCUUCAGAGACUGAAGACAGCAAUGAUUAUGAUAAGGAUGAAAACAUGUCAGGUUCUGSAUCUGACAAUGAAGACAGUGAUGAAGAUUGGAGGGAAACCAGGACACCUGGAUCAGGAGUAAAAGGCAAAGUAAGAUGUAAAAGUGUUGAGAAAUCCUUCAGCUGCCCGGAGUGUCUCAAACAGUUUGUCAACAAGCAGACUCUUCAGAAACACAUGACUUCUCAUUCAGGUAAAAGCUCUGGCAGUUUGGUGGAUAAGAAACGUUCUAGAAAAAAACAAAUUAGAGCCGAGAAACGAUUUGAUUGUGUUGAUUGUGGUAAAACAUUAGUAUCUCAGGCGCACCUUAAACUUCACAGGAGAAUCCACACCGGAGAGAAACCGUAUAYUUGUGAGGAGUGCAGUAAAGCUUUUCGUCAUUUGCAGGGUUUCAGAUGUCACAUGACACACCACACAGGAGAGAAACCRUUUCAGUGUCAGGUGUGUGACAAGAMAUUUAACUCACAAGCAGUUCUGAAGCAACACGUGUUCAUUCACACAGGGAAAAAACCCUUCGCCUGCAGUAGUUGUGGUCGAUGUUUCAGACUUAGCGGGGAUCUUAAAGUACACAUGAUGUGUCACGUGGGAGUGAAACCCUUUGUCUGCGGGGAUUGUGGCAUGGGAUUUUCCCGACAGGGAUCUCUGAACCGACACACUAAACUCCAUAUGGAGGAGAAACUGUUUGCCUGCGAUAAGUGUGACAGAAAGUUUUUCCGAAAGUCACAUCUUGAAAGACACGCCUUGGUUCACUCAAGGGAUCAGAAAGACGACACUAAAGUUAGACCGUUUGCUUGUAAAGACUGCAAAAAGAGAUUUGUGCAAAAGAAACAUCUUAAAGCUCACAAAAUUCUCCACACAGGAGUAAAACCAUUCUGUUGCGACAUUUGUGAUGCAAGUUUUGCUCGACCCGAUGCUCUAAGGAGACACAAGACGCGAGUCCAUCAUAUGUAGAAGUUAGGGAUGCACCGAUAUAAAAAUUCUGACAUUUGCUGAUACUACACAAACACUCAAAUUAUUUAAAUAUAUGCACUAUAUUGCCAAAAGUAGUUGCUCACCCAUCCAAAUGACCGUGCACCACACCA
Austrofundulus limnaeus is the source of this 1605-nucleotide messenger RNA. Its product is annotated as gastrula zinc finger protein XlCGF57.1. Bases 95 to 1474 code for a protein of 459 amino acids. Gene Ontology annotation, biological process: regulation of transcription by RNA polymerase II. The record is from RefSeq and is a predicted model, not a curated record. Gene Ontology annotation, cellular component: nucleus. NCBI's taxonomy places the organism in Eukaryota, Metazoa, Chordata, Actinopteri, Cyprinodontiformes, Rivulidae. Gene Ontology annotation, molecular function: RNA polymerase II transcription regulatory region sequence-specific DNA binding; DNA-binding transcription factor activity, RNA polymerase II-specific. The transcript is spliced from 2 exons.